Messenger RNA from Cryptosporidium muris RN66, 489 nucleotides. RefSeq lists its product as uncharacterized. Lineage: Eukaryota; Apicomplexa; Conoidasida; Eucoccidiorida; Cryptosporidiidae. Bases 1 to 489 code for a protein of 162 amino acids. The transcript has a single exon. Gene Ontology annotation, molecular function: actin binding. The record is from RefSeq and is a predicted model, not a curated record.
AUGGCAUCUGCAUGGGAUAACUUAUUAAAAGAAUGGCUUAUUGACACUAAAACCGUCUGUCUAGCAGGAUUAUGUUCUAUAAGUAGUCAUUCAAUAUAUGCUGCUUGUUCAGAUGAAGGUGAUCCAUGGAAAGAACUAAUUAAGGAAGAUCAUGAAGUAAAUGUCACGCAAGUAGAUGGUGUUUCUGAAGCACCUGAGACAGUUAAUGAACUUUCUACUAUAAUAUCAGCUGUUAGUGAAGGUUCUUCACCUAAAGGGGUAUGGGUAGGUGGUAAGCAAUAUAGAAUUAUCAGUGUAGAAAAAGGUUUUGAACAAAACAAUAUAAAUGUCAUUUUUUGCACAAGAAACCAAGGUGGUUGUUUUCUCGUAGAUACAGGUAAUGAUAAUGUAGUUAUAUGUGUCUAUGAUGAAACAAAGAAUCAAGUUGCAGGUAAUUGUAAAAAGAAUGCCUUAGUAUUUGCAGAAUACCUUGCUGCACAAGGUUACUAA